UGGCCAUUGCCAGUACCGUGUGACUGGCCCUCGUGCCGGUGGCACGUAAAAGCACCCACUACACUCUCAGAGUGGCUGGUGUUAGGAAGGGCAUCCAGCUGUAGAAACUCUGCCAAAUCAGAUUGGAGCCUGGUGCAGCCAUCCGGUUCACCAGUCUUCAGUCAAAUCAUCCAACCCAUGCUAGCAUGGAAAGCGGACGUUAAACGAUGAUGAUGAUGAUGAUUGUAGCUGUCUCUGUCCUGUCUUACAGCAUUCACAGGACAUUGAGCAACAGUCGUGGUGUUGGCAUUUUGAUAUCCAGUGCAAAUCAUGAUAUAGGUAACUCUUUUCCAAUAUUCAGAUGGUUUCUAGUCCUACAUCUCAGCUACAACUCCUUAUCCUUAUGCUCUCCAACACUGUUGACUGUUCACCAAUAUGUCAGGCUGUUGUUGAAAAAGGGAAGACAUAAAAACUUGUCAAAUUAAGAACUCCUCAACAGUCAACGGCCAUCCAACAAAAUAUCUGAAAAUAUGCAUGUAUCUUUUUUUCUUAUAUGUAUAUAUAUAUAUAUAUGUAUAUCUUUCCAUUUAUAUAUAAUUUAUAUUUAAAUCUUUAUAUUUUUCAAUUGCAUAUUUUUUUACUUUUUUAUAUUUAUAUAUAUUUCUUAUUCACACAUUGUACCUUUUUAUAUGUAUAUGUAUAUUUUCACUUUUUAUAUACAUAUUUAUAUUUAAAUCUUACUGUAUAUCUAUGCACUGACCAUGUCCAUGACAAAAAUCACAGUCUACAGCAUACAUGUGAUCACAAAAACACAAAGUUCACAACAUGCAAAGUAAACCCAAUUGUGUCAUUUGGCACAUUGCCUCAUGAAGGUCAUUGUAGCUCUCACUGUGCACGCAACCGUAUGCUGCUAUCUUGUAUAUAUACUGAGAUACCUGGCACCUUCCUGUACUCAAGAAGACUUGUCCUAUACAGCAGAAGUGUUAAGGUGAGGAGGAUUGGCCUACAAGGGUCCUGUACCAGUGCCACGUAAUGGCACUCAUGCGGUAUCAUGUUAAAAGCACCCAGCACAGACUGUAAACCAAGCCAGGUCAGACUGGAAACUGGUGCAGCUCUCUAGCUUACCAGCUCCAGUCAAACCAUCCAACCUAUGCCAGCAUGGAAACGUUAAAGGAUGAUAUAUAUAUAUAUUGUAUAUAUAUAUAUAUCUUUUACCUUUAUUUGUUUCAGUCAUUUGAUUCAAUUGCAGUGCUUAUGUUUUUAAAGCCUGGUACUUUAUUCUAUCUGUCUCUUUUGGUGAACCACUAAGUUACAGGGACGUAAAGACACCAACACCCAUUGUCAAGUGGUGGUGGGGACAUACCCAAAUGCAAAGACACAGCUACAUGCAUAUACGACAGGCUGCUUUCAGUUUCCAUCUACUAAGUACACUCACAGGGCUUUGGUAGGCCCAAGAUGCCAUGCAGUGGGGAUGAACCUUAAAACACGUGGUUAGGAAGCAAGCUUUCUACUACACAGUCACGCCUGUGCGUAUACACAUACACGAGGGUGUUCAGAAAGUAAUUGUUUUUGUUUUUUUGACCACUAUGAAGUAUGUAUCAACCAAUCACGACACAGUUAAGGUCGAAUGGGAGGGAAAUGCCUAGAAAUGGUAUAUCGUCUCUUCUAUCAUAGCUAUUUCAGUAAUUAAUCCCAUGGAUGAUAAGAAAUUUCUCAAACAACAUAUUCGUCAUUGCUUACUGUAUGAGUUUCGAAAGAACAGUACCACUAUAGAAGCGAUGAAAAACAUUUGUGAAGUGUAUCCGGAUGCAGUGAAAGCUCGUACAUGUCGACUGUGGUUUAAAAGGUUUAAAGAUGGUGAUUAUGACAUAUCCGACAAGCCUCGCUCUGGAAGACCAUCCGCUCUGAAUGACGAAUUUUUGAAUGAGACUAUCGAAUCGGAUCCGCGUCAAAGCACCAGAAAUUUGGCGCAAAAAUUUAAUGUGUCACGUUCAACUGUCCACGAACAUCUCAAGCAAAUUGGCAAAACAUGCAAAGAAGGAAUUUGGGUUCCACAUGAUCUCAUGCUUGAGAACCGAACACAAUGUUUCAUCGUCUGCAGCAAACCCAAGGAAGGGAAAGACAGUUAGGAUGAAAUAUCAGAUGACAUUGGCCCACAAAAAUAUUUUACUUCAGCUCCAUCAACAAUAUUUAUCUUUUCAAGACUAAAGGAUAAUGUUCCAGAGAACAGAUAUAACCCUGCUUAUGCAAAUCCAUGAUGGAAUUUAUUGGAAAAUGAAAUAUUUCCUGUGAACUGGGAAAAAUGGCAAAACUUUUCUGCUUCAUUGAUUGGAAUAAAUUAAGACAAAUUUACAAAAGAGUUGACAACGAUUCCAGAUAUUGACAAAAGUAACCGGUGAUGGAAAUAUAACAGUAGAAAUAUUUUGUCAAGAGAAAUUUAAAAAGCUAAAACUAGAAAAAAAAUAUCUGUAUUGUAGUGAAAGAGAAGCAAUAUUAUGAAGAAUGAGUUGUGAGGUGACAGUUGCAAAAGAUCUGAAAUAUAUUGAUUUUUCUGAUGAGAUGUUGAAAGAGACAGAUAAAACAUUGUAUCGAUGUAAUAUCUGUCAAAUAUCUUUUAAUCAAAAAGAUAGUCUAAUCACUCACAAAUGCAUUCAUACUGAAGAGAAACCGUAUCAUUGUGAUAUCUGUGGGAAAUCAUUUUCUGAAUGUACUCCCUUAAGUCAGCAUAAAUGUAUACAUACAGGAGAGAAACCAUACCAUUGUGAUAUUUGUAGCAAAUCAUUCUCCCAGAUUGGUAAUUUAACUACUCACAAACGUAUUCAUACAGGAGAGAAACCAUAUCACUGUAAUAUCUGUGGUGACGCAUUCUCUCAAAAAUGUCAUUUGUCCAGACACAAACGCAUUCAUACAGGAGAGAAACCUUAUCACUGUGACAUCUGUGGUAAAUCAUUCUCUGAAAAUAGUGUGUUAACAAAACACAAACGUAUUCAUACAGGAGAGAAACCAUAUCGGUGUGAUAUAUGUGGAAAAUAUUUCUCGAUAACUGGUAACUUAUCUAAACAUAAGCGUGUUCAUACUGGUGAGAGGCCGUAUCUCUGUGAUAUCUGUGGGGAUUCAUUCUCUCAAACAUGUCACUUGACUAAACACAAACUUGUUCACACAAGUCAAAAAUCAUAUCUUCAUGAUACCUGUGGUAAACCAUUCUCCCAAAGUAGUGAGUUGUCUAGACACAAACGCAUUCACAUUGUGGAGAAACCAUAUCACUGUGAUAUUUGUGGUAAAUCAUUUUCUGCAAACAGUUACUUGGCUAUUCACAACCGUACGCAUACUGGGGAGAAGCCAUAUUGCUGUGAUAUCUGUGGCAAAUCAUUCUCUAAUGGUAGUAUCUUAACAAAACACAAAUGCGUUCAUACAGGUGAGAGGCCAUAUCACUGUGAUAUUUGUGGUAAAUCAUUCUCUCAAAGAAUCCACUUAACUUUACAUAAAAGUAUUCAUACAGGUGAGAAGCCAUAUUCAUGUGAUGUCUGUGGUAAAUCAUUCUCUUCGAAUGCUAAAUUAACUACACACAAAUUAAUUCAUACAGGAGAGAAACUAUUUCACUGUCAUAUCUGUGGUAAAUCAUUCUCUUCCAAUGGUAAAUUGACUAUACACAUACGAAUCCAUACCGGGGAGAAGCCAUAUUGCUGUGAUAUCUGUGGCAAAUCCUUCUCUCAGAGUGGUGACUUAACUUCUCACAAAAGCAUCCAUCCAGGAAAGAAACCUUAUCCCUGUGAUAUUUGUGGUAAAUCAUACUUUCAAAAUUGUGACUUAACUAAGCACAAACGCACUCAUGCAGGAGAGAAGCCAUAUCACUGUGAUAUCUGUGGUAAAUCAUUCUCUAGAAAUACUUCCUUGACUGAUCACAAACGUAUUCAUACAGGAGAGAAACCAUAUCACUGUGAUAUCUGUGGGAAAUCUUUCUCUCAAAAAAGUCACUUAAGAAGCCACAAACGUAUUCAUACAGGGGAGAAGCCAUAUCAUUGUGACGUCUGUGAUAAAUCAUUCUCUCAAAGCAGUGAUUUAACUAUUCACAAACGUAUUCAUACAGGAGAGAAACCCUAUCAGUGUGGAAUCUGUGGUGAAUCAUUCCCAAGAAAUAAUUAUUUAACGAGGCACAUAAACAUUCAUACAGGAGAGAAACCGUAUCACUGUGAUGUCUGUGAUAAAUCAUUUUCUCAAAGUGGUCAGCUUACUACUCACAAACGUAUUCAUACAGGAGAGAAACCAUAUCAUUGUAAUAUCUGUGGAAAAUCAUUCUCUAUUAGUAGUUACUUAACUAGUCACAAACGCACUCAUACAGGUGAGAAGCCAUAUCAAUGUGACAUCUGUGGUAAAUCCUUUUCUGAUGGUAGUUACUUAACUAUACACAAACGAAUUCAUACAGGAGAGAAACCAUAUUCUUGUGAUAUCUGUGGUAAGUCAUUCUCUCAAACUGGAGGUUUAACUCUACACAAACGUAUUCAUACUGGAGAGAAACCAUAUGAAUGCAAUAUUUGUGGUAAAUCAUUCUCUGAAAGUGGUGACUUAACUAAGCACAAACGUAUUCAUACAGGAGAGAAACCAUAUCAAUGUGAUAUUUGUGGUAAAUCAUUUUCUGCAAGUUGUACAUUAACUAAUCACAAACUUGUUCACACAGGAGAGAAGCCAUAUCACUGUGAUAUUUGUGGUAAAUCAUUCUCUGUAAAUAGUAACUUAACUACACACAAACGAAUUCAUACAGGAGAAAAGCCACAUCACUGUGAUAUCUGUGGUAAAUCAUUUUCUGAGAGUGGUACCUUAAAUAUUCAUAAACGUAUUCAUACUAAAGAGAAACCAUACCAGUGCGAUAUAUGUGGUAAAUCAUUCUCUCAGAAUGGAGGCUUAACUAGUCACAAACGCAUUCAUACAGGACAGAAAUCAUAAUUCUGUAACUUCUGUGAGAAAUAAGUCUCAUACAGUUAUUUUCAUUAAACAUGUAGGUAUACAUACACAACAGUAAAUAUAUGAAUGUCAUAGUUUGGGUUUUGGUUUCUAUUGUUUAGAUUAGAUUUGCUGAGCUUUCAUUUCAUGGUAUGUAUGUCUACUGGACUGAAAAUGAAACAAAAGCAAUCCAUAAAAAAUAUGAAAAUUGACUGGGGAUAUCCCAAGUAAGUGUAACAAAUAUGUAAAUAAGUAAUUUAUUAAAUAAUCUGUUUAAUAACC
Octopus bimaculoides (California two-spot octopus) is the source of this 5199-nucleotide messenger RNA. RefSeq lists its product as uncharacterized. Gene Ontology annotation, molecular function: RNA polymerase II cis-regulatory region sequence-specific DNA binding; DNA-binding transcription factor activity, RNA polymerase II-specific. Gene Ontology annotation, biological process: regulation of transcription by RNA polymerase II. NCBI's taxonomy places the organism in Eukaryota, Metazoa, Mollusca, Cephalopoda, Octopoda, Octopodidae. The record is from RefSeq and is a predicted model, not a curated record.